Chrysemys picta bellii (western painted turtle) is the source of this 10853-nucleotide messenger RNA. The record is from RefSeq and is a predicted model, not a curated record. NCBI's taxonomy places the organism in Eukaryota, Metazoa, Chordata, Testudines, Emydidae.
GACUAGCUGCUUCAAGAAGCAGUCAUUUAAGGUGUCAAGAAACUUUAUCUCUGCAUCCCAUCCUGACAUUAUAAACUCAUUAUUAUUGAGUCUUUUAUUUUUAUAGCUGCUCUAAUCUCCCUGAGCAUUUCACAGUCACUAUCUAUACUCAUUGAAAUUUGAAUGCGGAUUGGAUGCCUAUAGAGGUUAGGCACAUUUGAAAAUCUCACCCUAAAUCAUUAAAUUACAAGGGUUCCCCAAAACCAGGGAAAAAAGAUCUGUGAUAAAUCUACAUGUUCUUUUCAUCUGUGUAUAGGAAUUUGAGUUUAUAUAUAUUAAACAGAGGAAGAUAGAAAUAACUCACCCUCUUUUUAAUAUGAAAUGAUUUAAUAACCAGCAUUGAUGGUUAGAAAUGAGGAAAAAUACCAUUUUCCCCAAGAACUUUUUAAUUUAGCUAUAUUAGUUGCUGCAGAUUUCUCACUUUUGAUUGCUUGAUCCUACAGAUAUGAUAUAAACAUAGGGAAUGGUGCUUAAAAUAUGGCAGUUUCCCAAAACUUUGAUUAAAUAGAGAGGGGGGUGGGGGAGAUUAUGCUAUAGUAGGGAAACUCUCCCACCAAAAACCUGUUGUUAGUUUAAAAAAAGAAAAUCAGUGUAUUUUUGUCUUAAACUGAACUUUUGUCUUUUUCCCACUAAUACUUGGAAUGCAAGGGUAGAGAAAAUGCCCCUUUUCAUUUAUUUAUAUCUAGUUGUUAGUUAAUGUGUAAGUACAUUAACACAAUUGUAUUAGAUAUGUCAGUUGGGACGAUAGCUUUGAAAAGAACAUGCACUUUCAAAAAUAUAUGUUUAGUAUGAGAUUCUGAUCCACCUGGUGGAAAAUAUUUGAGGUUCUGUAAAUAUUAUAGCAAGAUAGAACAAUGACCUCAGAUUGUUUAAAAGACUGUGUGUCAUGCCAUGGCAGUCGUUUGCUGCUGUUUGAAUACUCUUACUGUUGUCCCUGGAUUUAAUUCCUGAUUCUAAUUUGUGUGUGAUGUUUGCUUAAAGGUUUUUUUUAAACAAGAAUUAUGACCACCUCAGUGGAAGAUCCUUUGGCUUUAGAACUCUUUUCCUCUGACGUGUCCAUCAUCGCCUAGAUAUAUUUAUGCUACAAUGCAAGAUACUUACAUUUUUCUCUGUCUUUUUUCCACUAAAUUGUGGGACUUCCAGUUGAAUGUCAUUUGGAUGAUGGGUAGGAAUGGUGCAUGGCAGAAUUUUUUAUUGUGUAUAUUUUGUAUUGGUGGUAGGAUAUCGUAGGAAUGGUAGUCUACAGUAAGAAAUCUUUAUAAUAAAGAAAUCCUCACUUAUGCUUGAGGAUUCUAGAAGGAAAACGCUAAGCAAAAGAUAUGUAUUCUGCUGUAUGUACUGGACCGAUGAGAGUGGUGGAAGCAACUCUCUGAAUGAAAUUUCCUGUCACUUUUUCACUGUAAUGAGUUGUAAUUGAUUAUAAUGCAUAUUCUGCCCUGCAGAGACCUCUGUUUGUAAAAUAUGUAGUCUCCUAUUUAGGUUUGCUUCUGAAAUUAAAGGUGGAAGAAAAUGUGUUUCUAUUUAAUAAAAAGUGAAUGAGGUGCCCUUAAAUCCCUGUAUAACAGGGAAAUAUGAAAAAACAAAAAUAACUGAUAAAAUAAGGAAUUCUGAAAUUUAAGUUAGAAAUGUCUUAGCUUGUUCAUGGUAACCUUAUACUGAAGCAAUCUAAGAGUAAUUCUUAAAGACUGAUAUGACUGACAUCUGUCAACAAAAUUAAAAGGCUAAAAACAUCUAGCAAUCUGAUCAUCUGAGAUAAUUCUGAAAAAUAAACACAGUAAAAAUCCUAUUUUGAUUUGAAGUUAAGCUGGUGUCUGUUCUGCUUAUUUUGUAGAUGAAGGGAUCCACAUCAUUGUUUGAAAGGAUACUGCUUCACUGUUCAUUUUUCUGUUGUCUUUUGCUUCCUGUCCAAGCUUAGAUGUCCUUUUCCUGUUUGGAUAUAGAGAAAUUACCUAUUACAAUAUGGACACCAGUAAAAAGACAGAACCCCCUGUGUCUGUAGAAAUGGUACAACAAAGGGCGAACCCUGAUCACACUCCAGGAUCAAUUUAUGUUCCAGAACAAGGCGGUUACAAAGAGAAAUUUGUAAACACAGUGGAGGACAAAUAUAAAUGUGAAAAGUGUCAUCUCAUAUUGUGCAAUCCUAAACAGACGGAAUGUGGCCACAGAUUCUGUGAAACCUGCAUUAAUGCAUUGUUAAGUUCUUCUAAUCCAAAAUGUACAGCGUGUCAAGAGAACAUAGUUAAAGAUAAGGUAUUUAAGGAUAACUGCUGUAGGAGAGAGCUUCUUGCCCUUCAGAUAUAUUGCAGAAAUGAAAACAAAGGCUGCAAUGAACUACUAACAUUGGCACAAUUACUGAUGCAUUUGAGAAAUGACUGUCAGUUCGAAGAACUUUCAUGCCACCGUGCUGAUUGCAGAGAGAAAAUAUUGCGGAAGGACUUGCCAGACCAUGUAGAAAAGACCUGUAAAUAUCGGGAAACUACAUGUAAAUACUGUAAAAGCCAAGUCCCAAUGAUUACAUUACAGAAACAUGAAGAUACAGACUGCCCCUCUGUCGCGGUUUCAUGUCCUCAUAAAUGCAGUGUUACAUCACUCUUGAGGAGUGAGUUGAAUGCACAUUUGUCAGAAUGUAUUAAUGCCCCAAGUACCUGUAGUUUUAAGCGUUAUGGCUGCACUUUUCAGGGAACAAAUCAGCAAAUUAAAGCACAUGAAGCCAGCUCAGCAGUGCAGCAUGUAAAUUUAUUGAAAGAAUGGAGUAAUUCUCUAGAAAAUAAGGUGGCCAUGCUCCAGAAUGAAAGUUUGGAAAAGAACAAGAGUAUACAAACUUUACAUAAUCAGAUUUGUAGCUUUGAAAUAGAAAUUGAAAGACAGAAGGAAAUGCUGCGGAAUAAUGAAUCUAAAAUACAUCAUUUACAGCGAGUGAUAGACAAUCAAGCAGAGAAAUUGAAAGAACUGGACAAAGAGAUCCGCCCAUUCCGACAGAAUUGGGAGGAGGCAGACAUCAUGAAGAGCAGUGUGGAGUCCCUUCAGAAUAGAGUCAGUGAACUGGAAAGCGUUGAUAAAACUGCAGGACAAGGAGCUCGAAAUACAGCCGUACUAGAGACACAGCUAAGUAGACACGAUCAAAUGCUGAGUGUUCAUGAUAUUCGGUUGGCUGACAUGGACCUCCGAUUCCAGGUGUUAGAAACUGCCAGUUACAAUGGAGUAUUAAUUUGGAAAAUUCGAGAUUAUAAACGUCGGAAACAAGAGGCAGUCAUGGGGAAGACUCUGUCAUUGUACAGCCAGCCUUUCUAUACUGGAUACUUUGGCUAUAAGAUGUGUGCCAGAGUUUACCUUAAUGGAGAUGGCAUGGGAAAAGGGACGCACUUGUCACUGUUUUUCGUCAUAAUGCGUGGAGAAUAUGAUGCCUUACUUCCUUGGCCAUUUAAACAGAAAGUGACUCUGAUGCUAAUGGAUCAGGGAGCUUCUCGACGUCACUUAGGAGAUGCUUUCAAGCCAGAUCCAAACAGCAGUAGUUUCAAGAAGCCUACUGGAGAAAUGAACAUUGCAUCUGGCUGCCCAGUCUUUGUGGCUCAAACAGUUCUAGAAAAUGGAACGUAUAUUAAAGAUGAUACUAUUUUUAUUAAAGUCAUAGUGGAUACUUCGGAUCUACCAGACCCCUGACAUAUAAAUGGGGAGGCAGUUAAACAGAAGACAACUCCAUUUGGGGGUUUUCUAUCAGUUUGUCUUCAAUCAGAGGUCCUAAAGCACAAAGGACCACCUUGUGGAACAGAAGGAAGAGUUUGAAGGCAUAACUUCAUCGGGUCCAAUGGCGAAAGUAGCAACACAUUAAGAAAUCAUACCAUGGUAUAUUUUCUAAUAGAACUAGUAACACUUAAACUCUGAAGAAUUAUUUAUCCCUCAUGAGGAUAAUGAUUACAGUCAGAGAGGCUUUUUUAUUUAACUUAUUAAUCUAGUCAAUUGGAGGUGAAAAGACAUGUAAAGUAUGUGCUGAAUAAAUUACCUGACUUUUCUUCAUUUAGACUAGAAUACAAAAAAGUUCACAUGUGGGUUAGCUGGAAACUGUCAGCAUGUUAAGUAAAAGAAGAAAUGAUGAAGUAAUGUUGCAACUAUGAUAUAAUUAUUUUGAAAAACUAAGUGCAAUCGUGUCUGAAAUAUAGUAUAUUGUCUUUUUAAGGCCUCAUCUGGUCUCUGUUUUAAUAAUUACUUUGUCAGAAGACCUUGAAAAAUAUCCAGGUCUUCUUGAAAGUAUCUAAAUCAGAAUCAUAUUUUUAUUUAAAGUUCUAUUAAUAAUUGUUACAGAAAACAUUUUAUUUUAAAGCCGUUGAUAGACUGAUAUUUCUUGGAAGAAAAAUAGAAGAUAUCAAACACUGGUUAUCACUUGUGAUAAAAAAAGAAAUUAUUCAACUAUUGAUGUUAUUUCUCUUUAGAAAUGUAAACCUACAAUAUAUGUCGUAGUUAAUGACACUAUUUCAAAAUUAAGGAAAAAUCACUCAUGGAUGCUGUGCAUCAUUAUCAGAUUUAUAAUUGUUUUAACCCUAAAAUAGGGCAUUUGUUGAACUUUGGAGUUCUAAACGGAAUCCUGUACGCUUUUAAAGUUCUGCCUCAUGCUUUCCAAUCAAGCUAUAUAUAUUGCUGACAGCAUAAAUGUGCAACACCUAAUAUUUUCAGUGUGGGGAAAGAGGAUUAGUGCUGAAAAACAGCCAGUCAUGAUCCUCUAAGUUCAUUCUAUACUAGCGAUCAUUGCAUCUUAUUAAGGGUAUAUGAUCAGAAAGCAAUGGAAAGAUGAUGGUGGCUUGCAUGCAUACAUGUGCCUUAAAUGUGAUGUGCUGCUUAUAAACCAUAGCUUGGUAUUUAGAUUAAUUAUAAUACCCGAAAUGGUAGUUUUAACUGGACUUGAGGCAAAAUGUGUAGCCUUGUCUUCAGAGCCCUUAGAUAAUUUGCAACAUGCAGAAUAGAAGCCAAAGUCCAGGUUUGGCUGCGAGAGCUUCUGUGGAAUCCAUCAUGUUCAAGUGCCAAAUUUGUAUGCACACUGCUCCUAUGGAGCUUGGACUUCGACAGUGCCCCUACGCUAACAUGAAGGAAGAUGUCGUGCUUCCUCCCAAUCCUGUGCAUGGAAGGUGGCAGCACUUUACAUUGACUAAUCUGAGAAUUCUGAGUGGCUAUUAAUGUAUACGCUCAAUGCCCGGAUUUCUUUGUUAUAACUGCCUGAACUUCAGCAGCAAGCAUUUCCCAGCCCUGAAACGUGCUGAUUGCAACCCACUGUGUUUAUCUACUUCUGCUUGUUAGUCUGGAAAUAGAAAGUCCAAUGGCAUAACUUAACUAUAUACCAGCCAUCUGGGUGCUACUUUAAAAUCUGAGUGCUGCUUAGAGCUAAUGGGAGAAGCUAAUUAGUACACCUUUGUGCACAUGAGAGGGAAUUGUGCCGGUCGUCUUGACAGUCAGGGUUGUACCCAUUCCGUUUUCCACUUUUGGGGGCGUAGCCACGAUAUUUACUUAGGGCUUAGUUGAAUUCAUGCCUUUAUAGUUCAGCUUGUCUCUGUUGCCAUUGUCUUUUAUGGCUGUGCCUUCACAAACUGUGCCUGCAAGAAGUACUUUCCUGUUACAAAUGUACAGUGCAUGCUAAGUUGUCUUCAUGGGUUUUCCAGGCACCUGCUAGAAUACUGCCUGCUUCUUGGCAUCCAAAACAUUCCACAACAAUCAGUCUUCCUGUUCUUGCCUUCCACUGUCUAGGUACUAUAUUCCUUUUAUGGUACAUAGGUGACAACAGGUGCAAGCUAUUGUGCUAAUGUUUCACUUUUGGCACAGAAGGAGGACUUCCUGCAGAAGAUCUAUAUGGCACUUGCAGUUUUAUGCAGGCAGCCUAAGUAAACCCAUCACUUAUGCUUUAGAGCAAAGGUUCACUCAACUUGCAUACCAUUCUAAUAGUCAUGAAUGUAGGCAGCUGAGCUUUUGUGUAUGUGCAUCACAGAAUUUUACUGAAAACAGGAUUCCCAAGUGGAAAUGUCCAAAGGGCUCUGCUCCCAUUGCUAAUAUAUGUAUUGUGAAAUUUAAAUGAAAAUGUAUGGUCACAUAAGAACAGUUUCUAUCCUGUUUGAAUCUGGGACUGAUUUAGGUGAGAGUUGUAUUAUAAUCAGGCCCCUGUGUGUUUUGCAAUUUUGUAGAUGCAGGCUACAGGUCUUGCAGCAGAAUUAUGCUCCUGAAUUCAAGCUCUUAAACAAAAAAUGAAACAGGAACAAGUGUAAAUUUAGUGUAGUCUUCUUGAGUCUGCAUACAGCUUAAUAAUAGUUCUGGGAUGUCUGAAUCACCAGUUCAUCUCAGUGUGAUGUUAACUCUGAAACCUCUUGAUGAAAAUUUAAAUGUCAACAAUAAUUGUUUGCUGGUUAUUUUACCAGAAACAUCAGCUAGUGUAUUGAAUCCAUAGUUCUCCAAACUUCAUUCCAUGCUCACUCAGAUGCCAGAAGUCCCAGCUGCCAAAACCUCCAACUUCAUUCUGACAGCUUCUGUAAUGCAGUAAUGUAUUGUCAAUACAAAAAUCUUUUGGCAUAUACAUUGAUUUUAAUAUCAAGAUAAUCAACAUGGAAGCUGUAUUUUCAUUUUUAAAAAUGAUGUGAAGCUGCCACAGAAUUUCCAGUUUGCUCCCCUUAAUUCUGCAGAAUCCAACAAUCUUAUGCAAAAUUUAACUAUAUCCUGCUGUGGAGUACAUCAUUAUAAUAUCCCUAUAUCUGCAGAAAUCACCAGAUAUCCCUGGACUUUGAGAUUUUUGCUGUAUAUGUAAGUGGGUUCCUUCAGCUUCCCAGCAAUGAAAGUAUGUAGCAGUUAGAGAAAUAAGGUCAUGAAAUGUCAUCCAAAUUUAGGGCAACGAUUCCUUGUGCUUUACUGCCCUGUGGGUCCAGUAAGGUUAUUAAACAUUUAUUUUUCCCCUGAACAUUCAGGUUUUUUUCCUCCCAGAUAUUUCAGAAGUUUUCUGGGGACUAUCUGUAAAAAUGACUCAUAGGGCUAUAUUCUGCCCUCGGAUCACACCCUUGAAGCCCCAUGAGCCUCAGUAGAGUUGCAUGAAUGCAGUGGAGGGCCCAUGGUAUUUGAGUUACAGUGCUAAUCAUUACCAUAAACAGAAUUUCUUCAUAAUGGAAUCUUGUCAUUGCUGUUUAGUAUUCAUUAGCCGUGCACAGCCAGAUGCUCUCGCUGUUUGUUCCACAGUAGUGACCUUCUAAGUGUAUGUAUAUGCAUCUCCCACUUCCAUUGGUACAUCUAGCAAAAAGAUUGAAAUCUACCCGAAGUUUUCUGUCUGUUGUACGCUAUACAUACAGUACAUUUGCAUUUGUUAUUAAAAAAAAGUCUCAAAUUCCAAACAGGAUGAAUCUAUUUCAGCGUUUAAAGACCAAUCUGUGAUCCUUAUACAUGACCGCGUUUGCAUUACUUCUCUGUUGAUCUUAGAGGGAUCUUGUUUAGCUAUUGUCUACAUGUACGCCUUCACAACUUAAGUCAACUGCUGACUUUUUAUAUGCAAUGUUGAUUUCAGCCUUUUACUGUAAAUUUGUUCUUCUCAAAGAGAAUGUGCAAUAGGAAAACAGAAAAGGGUAGCUCAACUUCAGUGAUAAUGAAAUGUAAUGGGUAACAUGCUAGUUAUCUUAAAAAAAUAAAGAUAAAAUGCAGUUUAAUUCCUCUUCCAAAUUGGUUUUCCUAUUUGGAAAAGGAAAGUUGAAGAUAUGAAAUGUGCCUGAUGAAUCUCUCAAAUGCAAGGUAAUGGAGAACUGUGUUAGUUGUAGUUUUAAAGUACUGAACCCAUGAAUGUUAGGGUACGAUUGUACUGCUCAAGUUGCUACCAACUUGCCCUGAUUAUGGCAUGUUGCGACUGAGUUUAAAACCCACCUAUUUGUUAACUGUAGUCCAUCAUGCUGAAUAGGCAUUUCACCAACAAUGCAGUUUCUAAUAACAUUGGUGCUCUGUGGUGCAAGACAGAAAAGCCUGUAGGCAAUGUAGAGAAGUAUUCUGCACCUCCUGACUAUAUCAAAUGUUACUGCAGUCUUGAUGCCUUGAUGUUUAACUAUGCAAAUAUAUUAAUAGGUGGAGGGAGAAAAAAAAUCUUAGCGAAUGAAUUUUAGUUACAAACCUAGUACCUUAGUUUUCACUGUUACAAUGUUAUAUAUAUAUUCUGGGUUUGUCAUCAGGCAAAGAAUUUUGACCAUAUAGAAGUUGUCAAAAUAAUCCCAGCCCCCAAAUCAGUCUUCGCUGACUGAUGCAAAUAUUUUUUGCUGCUGUUAAGGGAGACUCAUGUAUAGCAGCAAGCCCUGGAUUCCCACAUUCCAGGUAUGAAGACUCAGCACACUGCACACACAAUCUGCUUUGUCUCGUGGGAAGUGGGUAGCUUGCUGGAUCCUUCUGAAAACUUUAUAUGGAUGCUCCAUGGAGUGGCGUCUAUUCACACAUCCUUCCUUUCACUCAGCUAAUCAGGAGAUUCAGGGUUUUUUAAAAAAUAUAUAGUUGGUGCUGGGCAGCUCAGAAUGAAGAGGUGGGGCGAAAGAUUAUUGUUUUUUUAUUCGGGAAGGUAAGAAAAUGGAAAAACAGCUAGUCCUCUGCCCACCUCUUCCUGGGAUUCCUGUAGUUUACUUCAAUCAAUACCUCUCAACUUCUGUUGACCUAGAAAUCAUGGUAACUUCAAAAAAAAAAAAGUCUACCCUGGACUUUGGUCUAUUUGAUAGUGAUUCUUAGUGCUUACUGUAUAAUACGUAGUGCUUUUCAUUUACAAAGCAUUUUACAAACAAGAACUAAUCCUCACAAGACGCAUUCACAAUUUAUAGACAGGAAAACUGAGGUAGAGAGGUUAAAUGACUUUGCCCAGAGCCACAAAAGGAGCCUGUAUUGGAGCCAAGGUUAGAUUAGAGGUUCCUGUCUCCUAGUACUAUGUUCAGAGCACUGGACCUCACCUUUUCAUGUGCUUAUCCCUUAAAGGAACAGAAAAACAAAUGAAGUAACAUAUUUUAAAGACCCACAGUCAAGACUGUAAGGGCUAGAAUUAAACAUACGAGCUGUCAUGAUUUAGGGGCAUGCAUGUGACAGCCCACAUGUCACCAAACACGGUCCUUUUCAGUUGUUCAUUUUAUGGUGCCCUCAUUUUGGGGAAUAGAUUUUAAGGGCUCAAGUAGGCAGGGGGACCAAAAACAGUUUAAGUGGAUUUAUUUUGGUUCUGUCAACCUUUACUGUGACCCUUUCUUAAUCAAUUUAGCUGAGCAACAAAAUUGAGGGUUUAACUGUACUUCCUGCCUUUUAAUCUGAGUCUUCAAGACAGUGCCAAAUGGGGGAAGGUCGAGGAGAAAUUUUAGGUGCAAAUUCAGAGGCAUCCCUUAAAUUUUGGAAGAGUUGAGAGAGACAGCACACAAGGGAUCUGUUUAAUCCUAUUUCUCAUCUAAUUUAGUAGCAAGAUUGUAGCUUUUGUCUUCCAUUUCAUGAUCUUAGUGUCUAUAUUAGGCCACAUUUUCUCCAAGUUAGGAUUAGUUCCUUAGGGUUCAAAUAACAUCUAAAUGUCACAGAGAUACGCCUGAUCCAAUAUUCCAGGAUUUAUGUAAAUUCAGAUCUGGAUCCCAACUCUGUGGUUUUGGUUCAUCAACCCACUUAAGCAAGGGUUUGUUGUUCGUGGUGUUUUUUUACCUUUUGGUCCUUUGGAACUAAACUGUUAAUUUGGUUGCCAGUUCCACCAGGACUUUUUAACUUCUUAGCAAUGCCAGUGUCCACUCGCACCAUUGCUAUCAGUGGGAUGCGCAGUGAGAAAAUUUGACUCUGUCUAAGGGUUACUGAGAUAAACCAGCAUUGCCAUACGUAAAGGUCAUUCUCCUGCAUAGAGUGUUCUGAGCUUUAAAUUCAGUUGUAGCUCAUUUUUGAAAGAACACAUUUUCCAACUAUGACCUGUCUCACUGGCAGCGAGUUGUAUAAUCUGCACUUGUGGAAUGGAAAAGUUCAGGCUUCCAUCAUUGCUGAUGCACCAUAUGAUCCACACAUUUAUUUUCCUUGUAGCUGUUGUGUUAGGGGUUAUAUAACUUUUCAGUUUUAUAGGGGAAUAAAGGGGGAAAUUCAGGAUUUCUUAUGAGAUAUAAAGCUCCAAUAAUUUAGUGGUGACUAGGGGAUGUUAAUAUCCCCUUCAGAAGCGAUGGGCUGUAAGUAGGUCCGUUCUUCUCAGGCAAGUAGGAUAACCUUUAAAACACACAAAACAACAUACAAAUUGGAAAAGCUAAAAGCUGACAUUUCCAAGAAAUUCUCUUAAGAAAUAUCUGUGGAAAAUACAUGAGUAAUCAAGAAGUGUACAAAUUAAUGUUUAUAAAACUUGUGUAACUUACAUUUUAUCUCAUACUCUUCAGUGAAUGGUACACCUGUUAUGUUCAGUUUUACGAUCCAAAAACAAAGACCAAAGAAGGCCAACCUCAUUUGAUUGUGUAUAUUCUGCCUGUCUUAAUUAUCAAUAGCUGUAAGGAUACAGUGCAAGUGAUCUGGUAACCAGUGGUAUUCGUACUUUUUUUUUUUAAGGGGGUGGGGAGAGACAGACUUUAAAAAUGUCUAAUUUAUUGCUCAGCAAUAACCAUGUUGUUAAUAAUAAUAAUAAUGAAGCAACAUGUCUUAAUUUUCCAAUAGCAUUAUUAUAUGUUGUACUUCAGUUUGUUGUAUACUGUGUUUUUUGGUAUUUAUUUGUGUUUGGAGGUCUUGCUAUGUCUUUUGUGUUUUAAUGCUAAUACAAGGACAGUGUGUAUAAGAGUGUAGAAUGCAAAACUAUGAAAUGCUAAACUGUCUGUUAUUAAAGGAAAAAUAAAUCUAAGUAGGAAAUCAUA